AUAGGCUUGGCCCCUAAGCAGAAUGCGUCUACGAUUAUGGAUAAGGCUUCGCAGAGUCCUGAUGACCGUUUUGUACAUCGGGAUUUGCUUGCUUGUCCUGGAUCUUAUCGGUAUACCAAGACUGAUCGAACAGCUCAUGGCGGAUCCCACCAGACUGAGUCUCUUCACUCACAACACAGUAAGCUUCUGUGGGGGGAAUUUCAAAGGUUAUGUUAAUAAGUUUGCCCACCUCAAAAUGGUAAUCUUAGACCCAAAGAAGUCGGAUGGCCGGGUGGGCGGAGAAGAUGUGAAGUCCGUACUAGAACAGCCAGAGUUUGUCGAAUACUUUGAGUUUUCUCCAGGGUAUUUCACUCUUGAAUGCAGCGCCAUACCAACAUACAGAUUCCGGGACGAACAUCAUCUCAACAUGUGGAUGGACGUUUUAAAACCACAAGAUCCAACGCUGACCACAGAUAUCCUACAAGCUAAGGGAGGCGACUCCGUGCGUAAGAAGUUUACUAUUGCCGUCACUCGAUACGAAUAUGCGAAUCUGUAUCACCAAAUGGCUGACAUAUACAAUGCAUACAUUAUGUUGAGGGUCUUUAACCUGGAUCCAGACAAAACAGAUAUCCUGUUUGUAGACGGACACCCUAAAAGCAACCUAGAUGAGAUAUGGGACACACUUUUUGGUGACGUCAUUCGUGCGGGUCACUUGAAAGAGCCUCUACUUUUCGAGAACCUUAUAUGGAAUAUUCAAGGCUAUACAUCAUCGAUUCACCAGCAUGAUCGGGAGAAGAUACCGGAAGUUCCAGAGUUUGGCCAUUUUGUUUUACAUCGCCACGGUAUGUCCGAAAACAGGAAAUUAGACUGCAGGAAUAUAUCGGUGUUGUUCAUAUGGAGGCGAAAUUAUGUGGCGCAUCCCAGAAACCCGUCUGGUGUUGUGGCGCGUAAAGUGCUGAACGAAAACGAGGUUAUAUCAUUCGUUCAAAACAAUUUACAUGUUGACGGAAAACCAACUGGCACAGUAAAAGGCAUCCAUUUGGAGGCUAUGAGCUUCGGUGAACAAUUACAGCACAUCCGCAAUACGGACAUACUGAUUGGUAUUCACGGAGCUGGCUUAUCACAUGCUUUAUUUUUACCUCAACAUGCCGGUCUUAUAGAAAUAUUCUCCUCUCGAAAACUAGCCGUCAACCGGCAUUUUCAAGCCUUGGCUAGAUGGAGAGGUGUCCGCUAUGAGAAAUACGAGAACAGAUAUACCAACAAUGAUGCUGGCAAUGAUGACGUCACCUUGGAACCUUUUGAAAUAGCGGAACUAGUCAACGAAAUGAGAGACAAAAUUUGCCACGACGAAAGUUUGUGAAUUUAUUCGGAAAAAGGAUAUGAAUACCAUGAAUUAGCUCCAAAAAGCUGCUUUAUAAAUCAUCCGGUUUGUCGACAUUAUGUAUGUGUACGUCUUUUUAACUAUAGAUCUAGAUUAAGUAUCGUGAAUUAUACUAGUUAAUUUAUGUGUCAUGUAGACAAGACUGUAUUAAAUCUGUGAAUGUUGAGAUUCAAUGCAUUUCGAAAUAUUUUGUGCCCACAAGGUUUUGAUACUAAAAGUUAUCGCUAUCAGCAAGGUUGGCAGCCUGA
Messenger RNA from Liolophura sinensis, 1608 nucleotides. RefSeq lists its product as uncharacterized. Lineage: Eukaryota; Metazoa; Mollusca; Polyplacophora; Chitonida; Chitonidae. Gene Ontology annotation, molecular function: glycosyltransferase activity. The transcript has a single exon. The record is from RefSeq and is a predicted model, not a curated record. Bases 23 to 1339 code for a protein of 438 amino acids.